Necator americanus (New World hookworm) is the source of this 870-nucleotide messenger RNA. RefSeq lists its product as uncharacterized. Gene Ontology annotation, molecular function: structural constituent of cuticle. Bases 1 to 870 code for a protein of 289 amino acids. The record is from RefSeq and is a predicted model, not a curated record. Lineage: Eukaryota; Metazoa; Nematoda; Chromadorea; Rhabditida; Ancylostomatidae. The transcript has 3 exons.
AUGGAUGACACAAAAAUCAAGGCGUUCCGUUUCGUCGGCUAUGCGGCCAUCGUCAUUUCAUUUGUAGCUGUAUUCUCAGUUUGUGCUACGCUUCCUAUUGUCUAUAUGUAUGUGAGCAACGUUCGGAGGACCAUGCAAAUGGAGAUGGCAAUGUGUAAAGUCACCGCUAAGACGGUUUAUGCCGAUGCAGCCACGCUAUAUCAUAACCCCUUGAAUCGUACAGUGCGAGAAGCUACAUAUGAGGAUGAAGCUUGCAGUGGUUGUUGCUUGCCUGGGUCGCCAGGAGUACAAGGCGCACCCGGAAGGCCUGGGAAUCCUGGAACCCCCGGCGCACCGGGUAGGCCAGGCAAUCCCGGUCGACCACCACAAAUUCCGUGCGAGCCGAUCACACCACCACCUUGCCCUCCGUGCCCGCCAGGCUUACCAGGUCCGCCAGGGCCUCCGGGACCUGCUGGGAACCAAGGGCCAAUGGGACAGCCUGGAAGUCCCGGGCCCGAUGGCGAAAAGGGUGGGAUGGGCGAGAAAGGCGCCAGCGGUAUGCCAGGACCUCCAGGUAAGCCCGGGGCGAAUGGAGAGCCUGGCGCGAACGUCGAAAACGGUCAGCCAAUUCCGGGAGGACGUGGACCGCCUGGACCGCGAGGACCUCCUGGCCUACCAGGACCUCCCGGAAAGAACGGAAAUGAAGGCGCUCCAGGAGCAGAUGGCACUAAAGGUCCCACAGGAGCGCCUGGCAAUCCAGGCACCCCAGGUCAACGUGGAUUACCAGGACAACCAGGAAAUCCGGGUAAAAACGGCGAAAGAGGAAUCUGCCCGAAAUACUGUGCACUCGACGGCGGUGUAUUUUUUGAUGACAUGCUUAAAACUUCCUAA